Messenger RNA from Arabidopsis lyrata subsp. lyrata, 1146 nucleotides. RefSeq names its product esterase FUS5. The transcript has 6 exons. The coding region runs from base 114 to 914 and encodes 266 amino acids. Lineage: Eukaryota; Viridiplantae; Streptophyta; Magnoliopsida; Brassicales; Brassicaceae. The record is from RefSeq and is a predicted model, not a curated record.
UACACAAUGUUAUGGGCCGAUGAUUUCAAAGGAUUCUUCUUUAUGGGCCGAUGGAGUUUUGGGCCUUUCUACCACAAUGUUGACGAUCAAAACGACAAAUCAGACCGUGUCUUAUGUUCGGGCAAAAGGAUAAUUCGAAACCUGACGGAGGGAUGUUAGGACAUUCAUAUCCUUGUUUCCAAACGGGAUUACGGUUUAAGGUAACGGCGAUGGCGCCGGAGAAUUACCGGAAACAGAAGAACCCUAGAAUUUUAUGCCUUCAUGGAUUCAGAACCAGUGGUCGGAUUCUCCAAGCGGGUAUAGGUAAAUGGCCGGACACAAUUCUCCGAGAUCUCGACCUCGAUUUCCUUGACGCUCCUUUUCCGGCCACCGGAAAAUCUGACGUCGAGCGUUUCUUUGAUCCGCCGUAUUACGAGUGGUACCAGGCUAACAAGGGGUUUAAGGAAUAUAAGAAUUUUGAAGAGUGUUUGGCUUAUAUAGAGGACUACGUGAUAAAGAAUGGACCUUUUGAUGGUCUUCUUGGUUUCUCACAGGGAGCUUUUCUAACUGCGGCUAUUCCGGGAAUGCAAGAACAGGGAACUGCUCUAACUAAGGUGCCAAAAGUCAAGUUUUUAGUUAUAAUAUCUGGAGCAAAAAUUCCAGGGUUGAUGUUUGGGAAGCCAAAAGCUGCUGUUAACGCAUUCUCAUCUCCAGUUCGUUGCCCGUCACUCCACUUCAUAGGUGAGAGGGAUUUCUUGAAGACAGAAGGUGAAGUUCUUGUAGAAUCAUUUGUAGAGCCAAUGGUGAUCCAUCAUUCAGGUGGACACAUUAUACCGAAACUUGAUACUGAAGCUGAGGAGACAGUCUUGAGUUUCUUCCAGAGGAUUAGGCAGAUGCGUUCUGAUGAAUCAGCUCCUGUAAGAAGCUUGAUGUGAUUGAGAGCUACUCCAAUAUGGUUUACUUUAGAUUAGGUGAUGUGGCAAAUUUAAAAAUUGUGAGAUGUGAUUAUUCUUUUGGAUUUGUUUGUCUGGUUUAGUCUUUAAUCCAGGGACAAUUCAAUAAACGUAAAUAAUUAAAUUUACCAACCAAAAUGGAUGUGCUCGUUCUUGUAAUUAAAAUUUGUAGAGAACAACAAAAGAUGAUCAAAUGUUUUGCUACCUUUUGAUA